Messenger RNA from Ichthyophthirius multifiliis, 2172 nucleotides. Its product is annotated as tetrin c, putative. The transcript is spliced from 2 exons. The record is from RefSeq and is a predicted model, not a curated record. NCBI's taxonomy places the organism in Eukaryota, Ciliophora, Oligohymenophorea, Hymenostomatida.
AUGUACAAUAGUCGCUUAAUACACCUAAACUCAACUUCUCCUGUGAAAUUAGAUAUUUCCUUAGCCUAAAAUAACUCUGAUAAAUACACUCCUAAAACCAUAAAAAGAAACCCAUCUUAGAGCAAUUACAAAUAAUCAGGAGAAAAACCCGCAUAAGCAGAUCUUUUGAAAUCUCUUUGUAAUUAACUUGAAAAUUAAUUAUGUUAAGCUAAUUCUGAUUUAGAACUAGCUAAUUUUCGUGCUAGAAAAGCUGUUGAAUUAGAAUAAAAAAUAGAAAAUGUAUUAAAAUAAAACGCUGCCUUAUGUUCUGAAAACGAGAUAUUAUAAAAAUAAUCAAAUUAAAGAAAAGCUGAAAGUGACAUAUGGAGAUAAAAAUACGAAUCACAAAUGAAUAAUAUUGUAUUUAUGAAAUCUAAUUAUGAAAUGGAAACAAAAAGGCUUACUUAGGUAAACUAAAGAGCAAAAGAUGAAUUAAAACAAGGAGAAAUAAACCUUGUGAGGUCUAUAGAGGAGACGAAAUAACGUUUAGAGAAUGAGCAUCACGAAAAAAUUGAAAAUAUGAAGAAAAGUCAUAAAAAUAAUAUAGAUUUGUAUGAAGAGUAAUUGAAAAAAAUUCGAUAGAUUUUAGAAGAAAGAGAAAAAGAAUUCGCCCUUUUAUAAAGCUAGGUUUUUUAGGUAAAAUAUGAUGGAAAUAAUCAAAAUAAUAGAGUAGUUGAAGAUAGGGAAAAAUUAAAGAUGAAAAUCUCAGAAUUGGAACUUUAAAGUUAAUAAGAGUUGGAAAAUUUGAGGAGUAAAUUAGAUAAUUAAACCCUUUAAUAGUUGGAUAGUCUCAAGAGAUUGCAUGAUAAUGAACUAGAAGUCAUGUCAGGGGAAAUCAAUAAACUUAGAGGCCUUUUGGAUGUCAAAACGAGGGAAAUUGAAGCCUUGAUAGAAUAAAAUAGAGGAUAAAAAGUUAAUUUUGAAGAAGAAGUAGGACUUUUAAGAGCAGAAAUUUAAGCUCUUAAGAAAAAAAUUGUGGUGAAUAAUAACUUUGCUAAUGCUCAGAUAUAGGAAGUGAAGGAAUAAUUAGCUAAAUAGAACUUAUAGGACAUAGAAGGGUUAAAAUAUCAUAAUGAAAAUCAAUUAGAAGCUUUAAAUAAUGAGAUUUAAUCUUUGUAAAGAAUCGUGGCUGACAAAUAAGAAGAAAUCGAAAAUCAGAUUAGGGAGAAAGGAUUAUAAAGGGAAAAUUAUAAUUAAGAAAUUUGUAAACUACAAGAAGAAAUUGAAAAUUGGAAAUAUAAUUUAAAUUCUAUUGAAAAUUUAAAAAAUUAAGAAAUUGAAUAAAUCAAUAAUAAAUAUAAUUGCCUAAAUGAAAAAAAUAUAGAAUUCCAAAGAUAAUAAAAAGAUUAAAUUUAAUAUUUAGAAGGUGAAGUAGAUAUUUUAAAAGGACUCAUAAACUCUAAAAAUUAUGAGAUUGUGAAGAAUAGAGAGCAAAAUGGGUAGAUCGUGGAAGGUUUUUAAUAAGAUAUAAAUAAUUUGUAAGAAGACAAUGAAAAUACGAAGAAAAACUUAGAUAAAAUGUAAAAUGAAAAAUAUAUUUUGAUAGAAGAUUUAAAAAUGAAACUUUAAGUUUAUAAAAACAACUCAAUUGAAGAAAAAAAAAAGUUUUAAAAUGCAACUAAAUAUCUAGAAUAAGAUAUUUAAAGAUUUUAAGAAAUAAUAAGUGUUAAAGAUUAAGAAAUAGAAAAUUUAAAAAUAUAAAGGGAAAAUUAAGAUAGGGAAAUUAAAAAAUUAAAUAAUGAAUAUUAUUCAUAAGCUGAUCAUAUAUUAAAACUUUAGAAAUUAAAAGCGAAAGAAUUAGAAGAUUUAAGAUUAAAAUUAGAAAACUAAAAUAAUUUUACGACUGAAUAAAUUAAGGCUUCUCAUUAAAACUAAGUAAAUAUAAUGAAUGGGGAAAUUCAAGAUCUAAAACAUAUUUUAUAGUUAAGAAAUACUGAGAAUUAAGAACUUAUUAAUAAAUAUGAAAGAUUAGAAUAGGCAUUAGAGUAAUUUUAAUAUAAUGCUGAAAAAGUCAAAGAACAUGAUGAUUAAUGUAAAUCUAUUAGAAAUCAUAUUUUGAAUAACAAAAUUAUUUAUGAUUCGAAAUCAAAAUCUAGAAUCUCAAGAUAUUCAUAGGAAAGAAUUAUUAAAUGA